Molecule: messenger RNA, 758 nt
Organism: Helicoverpa armigera (cotton bollworm)
Lineage: Eukaryota; Metazoa; Arthropoda; Insecta; Lepidoptera; Noctuidae
Exons: 1
Coding region: 168-665 (165 amino acids)
Biological process (GO): chaperone-mediated protein complex assembly; protein folding
Cellular component (GO): cytosol; nucleus
Molecular function (GO): protein-folding chaperone binding; Hsp90 protein binding
Source: RefSeq, a predicted model, not a curated record
UAUCUGUGUAUCCGUCUUCCAUAAAUGAAUCGGUGCGGCGAGGCGGCGGCAUAGAAAGACUAUCAAUUUUCGUGAGUCGAAUAGUGAAUCUAGUCGAAAAGUUAGCGUUUGUUACAUUUUUUCGCUCGGCACAUUAGAAGCGCCUUUGGAAAUAAUACCACACAAACAUGUCUAGCGAAGCUCUAGUCCCUCCUCCUGUGCUGUGGGCCCAGCGCAAAGAAGACGUAUUUCUCACGUUUAGCAUCGAAACUAAAGACCCGACUAUUAAAAUAGAAAAGGAUUCCGUUUACUUCAAAGGUGUUAAUGCAUCAGACAAUAAAGUGCAUGAGGUAACUAUACCAUUAUACGAUGCUGUGCUCCCUGAAACAAGCGCCUUCGUAAAUAAAGGAAGGUGCAUAGAAAUGAUUCUUCGCAAAGAAAAGAAAGACUCUCCCUACUGGCCAUCACUUACAAAGGAUAAGAAGAAACCGCAUUACCUCAAGGUAGAUUUCAAUAAGUGGAAAGAUGAGGACGAUGAAGAUGAAAAUGGUGAGAUGCCUGGAGGUAAUUCAAUAGAAGAGAUGCUCCGUUCAAUGGGUGGUGGCGGCGGUGACAAGGCUGACAAACCCUCGUUCGAUGACUUAGAAACGGACUCGGACGAUGAAAAUUUACCAGAUCUUGAAUAACAUCUCCCGAGUGAUAAAACUUAUAUUUAACACAUUGAAAGUACAUUAUGUAUAAGGUUUUUACAGUUAUAAUAAAAUCACUGAUAAAAUGAA